AUGUCCCGGAUAUGGAGACUCCAAGGACCAUUAUCCGACUCCGUCUUCAUUCUGCGACAUCAGGAACGCAAGCCCUACGUUAUUGCCUCAGGCUCUGCAGGCAACUCCGGCCUUCACCCAAUUUCCCACUCAUCACUUACCGAACCCAAAAUCGGGUCGAUUACCAUGCACGUUGACCUUUUGCGCCGGUGGCAGGAGGAGUGGCUUGAGCGACACGAGCGGCACGCCCAUCCCGAUGACAAGGACUGCGUCUUCUUUGGUAAACUGUCCGAUAAGGAGCUUUACGAACUACGGGGCUCUGAGUCGUCGGGAGACGACGAAGACGGCGAGAUGGAGCUUCUUCGUUGCUGCGACACGCACAGGCCCAAGAAGGCACGGCCCCUUGUCAUCAACGCGUCUGAUACCUACGUUACGGUUCACGACUAUCUUUCAGCGUUGCACCCGUGGCUAAUGGGCUUGCGUGAGGAUAUCGUAAGGGCGGACAACGUCUGGGAGGACAAGACGCCGGAUGACUACAGGAAGCUGGUGGUGGAUUUCAUACUGCCUGACUCUUUGAAAAUUGUGGAUGAGACACAGUUCCUCCGUCGGGUCGGUGUAAUUCAAACGCCUGAACCUGUGGACAAGGAACUCGAGGACUUUUUGAGGAGGGUUUGCAGGCCUGGCGAACCAGAGGAACCCAACUACCAAUGCAUGUACAUCCCAGAACAGCACCAAUGA
Colletotrichum aenigma is the source of this 717-nucleotide messenger RNA. RefSeq lists its product as uncharacterized. The record is from RefSeq and is a predicted model, not a curated record. Lineage: Eukaryota; Fungi; Ascomycota; Sordariomycetes; Glomerellales; Glomerellaceae. The coding region runs from base 1 to 717 and encodes 238 amino acids. The transcript has a single exon.